Molecule: messenger RNA, 2369 nt
Organism: Trachemys scripta elegans
Lineage: Eukaryota; Metazoa; Chordata; Testudines; Emydidae
Gene: HAUS5
Product: HAUS augmin like complex subunit 5
Exons: 19
Coding region: 58-2043 (661 amino acids)
Biological process (GO): centrosome cycle; spindle assembly
Cellular component (GO): centrosome; HAUS complex
Source: RefSeq, a predicted model, not a curated record
GCGGCUCCCAUCGGGCUUUGCGGCAGCGGCUGGCGCUCCGGCUGUUCGGGUCCCGGCAUGGAGCGGGGCGGACCCGCGCUGGAGCUGAAGCUCUGGGCGGCCCAGGAGAUGGGGCUGCCCCCCGCGAAGGUGCCCCCCGACGGGGCCUUCCGCCGGAUGUGCUCAGGCCAGUGUGCGGAGAUCUGGAGAUACGUCACCCGGCAUGUGCACCACCAGAGGAAUGUGAAGAAGAUCCGAGGGAACUUGCUGUGGUACCAGCAUCUGGAGGAGGCAGAGGGAAAGCCCAGCAGGUCGGAACCGGAGCAGGAGCGAUGCCAACAGCUGGCCCAGGGCGUGGCCCGCCUGCGUGGGGAGCUGCAGCUGUUGGACCUGCAGAUGGAGACGGCCCAGCGCGAGGUCAUGGCUGACGAGGUCUCCCUGGAGGCGACCCAGGAGCGGAUCCGCGACGCCCAGCGCCGCUCCCUGCUGCUCAAGGCCUAUGCGGUCCGCACGGCCAAGGAGCGCCAGCAGCUGCAGGCCAGUGUAACACAGCUGGAGGGGCGGCUGGAGCAGCUGCAGGACAUCAGCAGAAAGGCCAAGGUGGAGCUGAUGGUGGGAGGGAAGGUGCCUGACCUCGGACUUGCUGGCAUGGAGCCUGAAGUACUGCGGGACGUGCGGACGGCCUGCCAGCUGCGCUUCCACUUCCUGAAGUCGCUCUUCGAGCACAGCACAUCUGGGGCCCUCCCCAGCGGGACAAGCGAGGAGCUGCUGGACGCAUCCUACCAGCACUGGUUGAGCACGGUGGAGCAGGACAUCGUGGGUUCCCACCCUCCCAACCACGUCCUGGCAGCCCUGGAGCACCUGGCCCUGGAAAACACCCUGCAGAUGCAAGAGCUCACCAGCCGCAUUGACAUUCCCUGUGACGUAGAGGCGCUCAAGUUCCGCUACGAGAGCGCCCGCCUGGAAGACCUGGCGGGGCCGCCAGCAGCCCUGCCCUCGGUCCGGGGCCUCAUACAGGAAGGCUGGAGCAGGUGUGAGGAGCUGUGGGUGCAACAGCUCCCACUACAGGCCCGGGAGCAGCGCGGCACGGCCCAGCUGGCCUCCCUCCUGCAGGAGAUGCACCGGCUGCUGGCGGACGGCUCGGAGCGCGCCAUCCUCACCAGGGCAGUGCUGGAGCUGGAGCUGCGGGCUGUGCGGCUGACGGGGCUGCGGGAUGGGCUGCACCGGGGCUGCCGGGAGCUGGAGCGGGAGGCGAGUGCCCGCCACGCCGAGUUGCAGGCCUUGCAGAGCAAGCGGCAGCGCAUCGUGGACUUCCGCCACCUGGUGCGCGAAAAGCAGCAGCACAUCCGGGCGCUGAUCAAAGGCACCUCCUACAUCAAAUCCCAGCUCCGCAAGGACCAGGCCGAGGUCCAGGCCUUCGUGCAGAGGAAGCUGCUGGGCCCGGAGCAGGACGUGACGCUGGAGUCGCAGCGGCUGCACGGGGGGGUGGAGCGCGAGGUCCGGCAGCUGGGGGCCAUCGCCCUCCCCUGCCUGCUGCGCCGCAGCCUCCUGGGGUCCCAGCAGGUCCCGGCCCACGAGCUCUCCAUCCAUAGGCUGGGCCGGAUGGCGCUCGCCCAGAACCGGGCCUUCAUCACUGUGUGCCAGGCUUCCGGCUUCCCUCUCUACAAGGCCCCGGAGCACCUCCUGCCCCACAUGGCUGAGCUGAAGAAGGAGCUGCUGGCCCUGCAUGCCCAGCUGGGCUACAAGAGCCAGGCGCUGGCCAGCCUGCAGCAGCGCCAGGGCUCCCCGGGGACCGACGCACAAGCCCUGGUGCAGGCCCUGCGGGACCACGACCGGGAGCAGGCCGGAGCCCUGGGGCCGCGGAUCCGGCUGGUGACGGAGCAGUGCAGGCAACGUAUUGAGCGCUGGCCCGAGGUGCAGGCCGCCAUUGACGCCUGGUGGGAGCAGCCGGGGCAGUUUGCCCUGCCUGCGGAGCACCGCCUGGGCCUCACCUUGCAGCAGUGGCUGGAGCGCUGGACCCUGGCCCUCAAGACCCUCCAGCAGCAGCAGCACAGCUGGGCCUGAUGGCCCCGUCCUGCCUGGGAGGGGCUAGGGGAGCCCCGCCCCCAAAGGGGUGCAGUUGUAGGUAGCCACACCCAUGUUAGGGAAGGAGUGCGGGUGGGACACGCCUCUAUGGGGUGGAGUUUUUGGGGGCCUAGCCCAGUCCAGCUGUCCCCUCUUGCACAAGGUGGGGGGGUCAGUGUUAAGGGGGUGACCAGAUGCUGGCAGUGGGAGGGUUGGUGGGGCUGAGCGGAGGUGGGGGAGCGGCUGUCAGGUGUGGGGGGGAUCCCAGAUGGGUUUUGUGGCAUUCUGUAAUUCACAAUGUUCUGAAUAAACUGACUAAAUUCACA